Molecule: messenger RNA, 639 nt
Organism: Postia placenta MAD-698-R-SB12
Lineage: Eukaryota; Fungi; Basidiomycota; Agaricomycetes; Polyporales; Adustoporiaceae
Exons: 2
Coding region: 1-639 (212 amino acids)
Source: RefSeq, a predicted model, not a curated record
AUGGCCCACGAUCGCGUCUAUCAGGCGCUCGAGCCCGUCGUAACGGCCCGGUUCACUGAGCUUUGUGCUCAUGGCCAGGUCCCCACGUUCGUCCCAAAUGCGCAGGGGCUGCCCGUCCUUUCGGACUGGACCACCCCUGCCUAUUUCAACGUGGUGUAUCGCGACCUGCUCGCCGACCUUCCCAUGUAUGGUCUUCGCAUACAAACCUUCGCCGCCAAUAAGGCGCAGGCCAUGGCCCAGUCAAUGAGGGCCAAAAGGGAAGUCGUCGCUGCUGCGGACGUCGAAAUGGCCGAUGCCGCUCCCACGGGAGUUGCCGGCCCCGGACCUUCGACCAUCCAGUCUAUGGUGGACAAGGCCGUCGCCGCCCGCAUGAAAAAGCUUGAGAAGCCCGAAGGAAAGGGCAAAGGCAAGGGCAAGGGGAAGGACAACGGCAAGAAGAAGACCUCAAGCUCCUCCAGCAACGCCAAACGACCACCCGAGGUCAAACAGUACGUGCCUCCUCCAGCACGCUUUCUCCCUCGGUCACCUAUCGUUCCUUGGCGCAGCUCCAACAAGAACAGCAAGUCGGGCCCCAAGCGGGGCAACGCAACUGGUUCCAAACGGGGCAAAGGCAAGGGGAAGCGAGGCGGGAAGAAGUAG